Condylura cristata (star-nosed mole) is the source of this 2452-nucleotide messenger RNA. It is a transcript of the gene FYRD1, whose product is annotated as transforming growth factor beta regulator 1. The record is from RefSeq and is a predicted model, not a curated record. Bases 201 to 1436 code for a protein of 411 amino acids. NCBI's taxonomy places the organism in Eukaryota, Metazoa, Chordata, Mammalia, Eulipotyphla, Talpidae. The transcript is spliced from 9 exons. Gene Ontology annotation, cellular component: nucleus. Gene Ontology annotation, biological process: regulation of cell cycle.
CGGAAGUGCCGGGAGACACCGGUAGCCGGCUUCGGUUACAAGCUUUCUGACCCCGCUGGCCGCCUGGGGACGUUCCGAACAGAUCGACACUCAAGGCCCGAUUCCGCCAGCACAGAACCAGCGAAGCCGGGGUCCCUCCCGCUCAUCGGCUUAGAGCCGAUGCCGGCCGCGCCCUGCAGCCCCGGGAGCGGGGCCGGACCAUGAGCCUGCUGGGCGGCCUCGCCACCUCCCCCUGGGCCCCGCUGCAGGCCAGCACGGCCAGAAUGAAAAAGCUCCCGAAGAAGAGCCAGAACGAGAAGUACCGGCUCAAGUACCUGCGGCUGCGCAAAGCGGCCAAGGCCACGGUGUUUGAAAAUGCUGCUAUUUGUGAUGAAAUUGCUCGUCUUGAGGAAAAAUUUCUUAAAGCAAAAGAAGAAAGAAGGUACUUGCUAAAGAAGCUUCUCCAGCUUCAGGCUCUAACAGAAGGGGAAGUACAGGCUGCAGCUCCUUCCCACAGCUCCAGUUUGCCCCUGACGUAUGGUGUGGCCAGUUCUGUGGGAACUAUACAGGGAGCUGGACCCAUUUCUGGGCCCAGCACUGGGGCUGAGGAACCAUUUGGGAAGAAGUCCAAGAAGGAGAAAAAAGAAAAAGGCAAAGAGAACAACAAACUGGAAGUUCUGAAGAAAACAUCCAAGAAAAAGAAAAUGGAGGGAGGUGCUCGCAAGCUGGUUCAGCCCAUUGCCCUGGAUCCCUCAGGACGGCCUGUGUUCCCCAUCGGACUGGGGGGUCUAACAGUUUAUAGCCUGGGGGAGAUCGUCACCGACCGGCCUGGCUUCCAUGAUGAGAGCGCCAUCUACCCCGUGGGCUACUGCAGUACUCGCGUGUACGCCAGCAUGAAGUGCCCAGACCAGAAGUGUCUCUAUACCUGUCAGAUCAAGGAUGGUGGUGUGCAGCCUCAGUUUGAAAUUGUUCCUGAAGACGACCCCCAGAAUGCCAUUGUCAGCACUUCUGCGGAUGCCUGUCACGCAGAAUUGCUCAAGACCAUAAGUGCAACAAUGGGGAAAUUAAUGCCCAACCUGCUCCCAUCUGGAGCUGACUUUUUUGGGUUUUCUCAUCCAACCAUCCACAACCUGAUCCAGAGUUGUCCGGGAGCUCGAAAAUGCAUCAAUUACCAGUGGGUGAAGUUUGAUAUCUGCAAACCUGGAGAUGGGCAGUUACCCCCAGGACUACCGGAGAAUGAUGCAACUAUAAGUUUUGAAGCCUUUCAGAAGGAGACUUUUGAGGAAGAUCAGAAUGAUCCCAUUCUACAAGGAUCCUUGGACCUCCCGGAGCUUCAGCCUAUCCCCUUCGUGUCAUCUUACCAAACCAUGUUCCUGACACACGAGCCCUUGGUAGACACUCAUCUACAGCACUUGAAGUCUCCAUCACAGUGUAGCCCAACUCAGUCCUCAGAUUGAACAAGAAGGGAUCAGCUAUCACGUCAUUUUCAUCGUGAUCCAUUUUUAACUUAAAAUCAGACUUAGGAUAUGUGGAAGAAAGCAGCAGUUCAGGAGUGAAGGCGAUAUUAAUUAAUACAUUUUGGCGUGGAGGUUCCCUUGGUGACAGUUUUCCCUGGGGAAAACUUCAACUGCUUUAUUUUUAGUAAUAAAUUUCUCUUGACAAGUCUGCUUAUUUUCAUCUUGUAAUCAGGAUAAAAUCUUUUUUUGCUUAGCUCUGCCUGAGGUAGAGUAAAUUCAGUUCUCUAAACCAAAGUGAGAUGACUGCCAACCCACGAAGGAGGGGCUAAGAUUCUGACUGCCUCCUACCCUGGAUUCUGAUCCUCUCUCAAUGACUAGAAAGACCCAAGCCUGGCAACCCAGGCUGCGACUUUACCUUCGUGUCAGUGUCAUGAAAAUCAAAUCCUGCUCAUCCCCAGGCUGGAGAGUAGUCCAAAGCACUCCUUGUCUUCAUAUUGCACAUUUCCUUCAAGAGGAUAAAAGUUUUCUUUAACCCAUUCUACAUUCCUUUUGUGGCUUUUCAUUAGAGAAUGUACUGUUGUCUGCGUACACUGAAACUAUAUAACACAAAUAGAUACAACAUGACUCCAGACCCACCCCAUCAUUUCAUUAAUCCUGUUAAAGAUUAACUCCUCCUGUGCAACUGAAUGUAUCAACUGCUUAUGACAGCAAGGCAAAGGUUUAUCACAGCAGCUCAUCCAGCCCAUUUCAACUCCACAUUCCCCAUCCAGCCAGGCACCAGGACUGGCUGGAAUAGCAGGGAGCAAAAGGAUCCAAGAAGUAGAAGGACGGAGGAGUGUUGAGAGCUGGAUGUUAAUGUGCCCCAGUCCAUAACUGCUGAGGGACAGCACAAACGGGAUGAGCCUUCUAGAAGAAAAUUUGGCCAGAGAGUGGAGGGGACCAGAGGCAGUAUUUGAGCCACUCCACACUGGCCACUACCAAGUAUCAGAAAAUAAAGUCACUAGUAUGAAUUUUAU